Molecule: messenger RNA, 1349 nt
Organism: Eutrema salsugineum
Lineage: Eukaryota; Viridiplantae; Streptophyta; Magnoliopsida; Brassicales; Brassicaceae
Product: transcription factor MYB16
Exons: 4
Coding region: 177-1157 (326 amino acids)
Source: RefSeq, a predicted model, not a curated record
ACUUGUAACAAUUCUACAACUGUAGCCAAAAAGACCAUUCCUUUUGUGCUCUUAUGGUGAUCAUGAUCAUGAGCAUGUGAUGAAUGAAAUAUCUCUUAUUAACUCCCUCUUCAUAUUUUUCUUUUUCUUUGUUCUGCAAUAAGAUUAGAGAGAGCGAGUUUUAGUUUUUGGACCAAAUGGGUAGAUCACCGUGCUGCGACAAGUUGGGUUUGAAGAAAGGGCCUUGGACACCAGAAGAAGAUCAGAAGCUUUUGGCUUAUAUUGAAGAACAUGGCCAUGGAAGUUGGCGUUCAUUGCCUGAGAAAGCUGGUCUCCAUCGAUGCGGCAAAAGCUGCAGACUCAGAUGGACUAACUACUUAAGACCUGACAUCAAAAGAGGCAAAUUUAACUUGCAAGAAGAACAAACCAUCAUUCAACUCCACGCUCUCUUAGGAAACAGGUGGUCGGCGAUUGCGACUCAUUUGCCAAAGAGAACAGACAACGAGAUCAAGAACUAUUGGAACACGCAUUUGAAGAAACGGUUAGUGAAAAUGGGGAUUGAUCCAGUGACUCAUAAACCCAAAAACGAGACUCCUUUAUCCUCUCUUGGUCUGUCCAAGAACGCAGCCACACUUAGCCACAUGGCUCAGUGGGAAAGUGCUCGACUUGAAGCUGAAGCAAGGCUAGCUAGAGAAUCAAAGCUUCUUCAUUACCAAAGCAAAACAUCAUCGAUUCAUCAUGGAUUCACUCACAAGGCACUUAUAACCAAUUGGACAACAAAACCAAACGAAGAUCAACAACAACAGCUUGAAUCUCCGACAUCUACAGUGUCAUUUUCGGAGAUGAAGGAAUCAUCAAACGGAAUCCCGACAAAGAUAGAGUUUGUCGGAUCAUCCACGGAUCUGACUUUGAUGAAAGAACCCGAAAACGAUUGGAUCAAUUCAACAAUUCACGAAUUUGCAGCCACGCAGAUGGCGGAAGGAAUCGAAGAAGGGUUCACGGGUCUCUUGCUCGGCGGAGAUUCACUGGAACGGAGUUUCUCCGGCGAUAAAAACGAGACGGCCGGCGAGAGUAGUGGUGGUGACUGCAACAACUACUACGAGGACAACAAGAAUUAUUUAGACAGCAUUUUUAGCUUUGUGGAUCCUUCGCCGUCCGAUUCACCGCCGAUGUUUUGAAUCAAUGGUCGAUAUUUCUUGGGAAUGUCCUUGAUUCUUUUUAGUUUCUAGUUUUUUUUUGUUUUUGUGUGUGUGUAAACUCUGAUUAGAUAAUUUUAGACUAAUCCAAUUUUUGCUCUUUUUUUUUCUUUUUCCUAAUUUACUGUGUUUCGUUACUAUUAUUUUUAUGGCAUUUGGAUGGAAUAUAUUCCA